This is a messenger RNA of Cetraspora pellucida, 333 nucleotides long. NCBI's taxonomy places the organism in Eukaryota, Fungi, Glomeromycota, Glomeromycetes, Diversisporales, Gigasporaceae. The record is from the annotation of a GenBank genome assembly.
AUGAAAGAGGAUCUCUUUACUAAUUUAUCUGAAAACCUUCAUUUUGCAUAUGAAAACUUAAAUUAUAAUUAUUAUACCCAUGAAGCAGCUGCCCAUAAUGUUGACCCUCAAGUUGAUAUCGAUAAUCAAGAAUCCGUCAACAUUGUUUCAAGUAAUAAUCAGGAAAUAGAUAUCAGCAACCAAGUUACAAUCUUAUACCAAACCCAAAAACAAGAAAUUUUUAACUUGUUGGAUGCAACAAAACAAAUUAUUGAAGAAAACAUGAUGAACCCUAAUGCAAUCUGUGUUUGCCCUGCCUAUGAAAGAAAACUGCGUGAAUCAUUCUUAGGUUGA